Molecule: messenger RNA, 966 nt
Organism: [Torrubiella] hemipterigena
Lineage: Eukaryota; Fungi; Ascomycota; Sordariomycetes; Hypocreales; Clavicipitaceae
Source: the annotation of a GenBank genome assembly
AUGAACAGAAAACGAACGGCGCCCCCCGCGGCAGUGGCCUCUACAAUGGGCAGCACACCGAAGAAGAGAAAAGUAGAGAAGGAGCAGAAAUAUUACGCCGUACAAGUCGGCUUCCGGCCGGGUGUGUACUUGACGUAUAACGAGUGCUCGCAACAGACGACUGGGUUCAAAGGAGCUGUCUUCAAAUCAUUCACCUCGAAAGACGAAGCACACCUCUUCGCCGCCGGCAAACUCAAGACCACACCCAAAGAAGGGCCACAAAGAUAUUAUGCCGUCGCCGUAGGCAAUCCAACAGGCAUUUAUACCGACUGGGACGAUGCAGCCGCCGCUAUUAAAGGCAUGAAGGGCCCCAAAUAUAGGAAAUUUCUGGAUCGGGCAGAAGCCGUCGAGUUUAUUCGCGAAUUCGGAAGCCCCGAGGCUCUCGCAGCGCUGGGCGCGGAGGGGAAGACCACGGCAGCUCGUCCUGCAGCGAAAAAGGUUACUGCCGUACCCCCGCCGCCUGCUGAUGGCGUAUUAAGAAUAUACACGGACGGUAGCAGUUUAGCCAAUGGGCGAGCUUCCUCCAGAGCGGGUGUUGGUGUCUUUUUCGGUCCUGGCGACCCUCGCAACAUCUCGGAACGACUCGUCGGCGAGCCGCAAACAAACCAGCGCGCGGAGCUGAUGGCCAUGCUGAGAGCUCUCGAGAACGCCCCUCGAGCGCAGCCGGUCCAGAUUUAUAGCGAUAGCCAAUACUCCAUCAACUGCGUGACGCAGUGGGCGGCUGGCUGGAAGAAGAAGGGCUGGGUCACGGCGACAGGGGAGGAGGUGAAGAACCAAGAUAUUAUCCGGUCGGUGCUGGACAAGAUGGACGAGCGAACAAGAGUCGGCGGUAUAACAACUUACCAAUGGGUCAAGGGCCACUCGACAGACGCUGGCAACCAAGCAGCAGACAGACUAGCGGUGGCCGGCGCCAAGAUGUCGCUAUAG